This is a messenger RNA of Cricetulus griseus (Chinese hamster), 1956 nucleotides long. NCBI's taxonomy places the organism in Eukaryota, Metazoa, Chordata, Mammalia, Rodentia, Cricetidae. The record is from RefSeq and is a predicted model, not a curated record.
AUGACGUGGGCCCUGCAGCUUCUGACAGAGAAGAGAGUGGCUGAUGGAAGCCCCUGCCCUCUCCUCCCACCUGGCUCUCAGCCUGCCACUCACACCCAGCGGUUCUACUGGGACUUCACCAUGUUGCUGUUCAUGGUGGGGAAUCUGAUCAUCAUCCCAGUGGGCAUCACUUUCUUCAAGGACGAGACCACCGCGCCGUGGAUCGUCUUCAACGUGGUCUCGGACACUUUCUUCCUCAUGGACUUGGUGCUGAACUUCCGUACGGGCAUUGUGAUUGAGGACAACACGGAGAUCAUCCUGGACCCCGAGAAGAUAAAGAAAAAGUACCUGCGCACGUGGUUCGUGGUAGACUUCGUGUCGUCCAUCCCGGUGGACUACAUCUUCCUCAUCGUGGAGAAAGGCAUCGACUCCGAGGUCUACAAGACGGCGCGCGCACUGCGCAUCGUGCGCUUCACCAAGAUCCUCAGCCUGCUGCGGCUCCUGCGGCUAUCGCGGCUCAUCCGCUACAUCCACCAGUGGGAGGAGAUUUUCCACAUGACCUACGACCUGGCGAGUGCAGUGAUGCGAAUCUGUAACCUGAUCAGCAUGAUGCUCCUGCUCUGCCACUGGGACGGCUGCCUGCAGUUCCUGGUGCCCAUGCUGCAGGACUUCCCCAGCGACUGCUGGGUGUCCAUCAACAACAUGGUGAACCACUCCUGGAGCGAGCUCUACUCCUUUGCGCUCUUCAAGGCCAUGAGUCACAUGCUGUGCAUCGGCUACGGGCGGCAGGCACCUGAGAGCAUGACAGACAUUUGGCUGACCAUGCUCAGCAUGAUCGUAGGGGCCACCUGCUAUGCCAUGUUCAUUGGGCAUGCCACGGCACUUAUCCAGUCACUGGACUCAUCACGGCGCCAAUACCAGGAGAAGUACAAGCAAGUGGAACAAUACAUGUCCUUCCACAAGCUGCCAGCUGACUUCCGCCAAAAAAUCCAUGAUUACUAUGAACACCGGUACCAGGGGAAGAUGUUCGACGAGGACAGCAUCCUUGGGGAGCUCAACGGGCCCCUUCGUGAGGAGAUUGUCAACUUCAACUGCCGGAAGCUGGUGGCUUCCAUGCCACUGUUUGCCAACGCAGACCCCAACUUUGUCACAGCCAUGCUGACAAAGCUCAAGUUCGAGGUCUUCCAGCCCGGCGAUUACAUCAUCCGAGAGGGGACCAUCGGCAAGAAAAUGUAUUUCAUCCAGCACGGGGUGGUGAGCGUGCUCACCAAGGGGAACAAGGAGAUGAAGCUGUCAGAUGGCUCCUAUUUCGGGGAGAUCUGCUUGCUCACAAGGGGCCGGCGCACAGCCAGUGUGCGGGCUGAUACCUACUGCCGCCUCUACUCACUGAGUGUAGAUAAUUUCAACGAGGUGCUGGAGGAGUAUCCCAUGAUGCGGCGUGCCUUCGAGACUGUGGCCAUUGACCGCCUUGACCGCAUCGGCAAGAAGAACUCCAUCUUGCUGCACAAAGUUCAGCACGACCUCAGCUCGGGCGUGUUCAACAACCAGGAGAACGCCAUCAUCCAGGAGAUUGUCAAGUAUGACCGUGAGAUGGUGCAGCAGGCAGAGCUGGGUCAGCGCGUGGGGCUCUUCCCACCACCACCACCACCGCAGGUCACCUCAGCCAUCGCCACGCUGCAGCAGGCCGUGGCCAUGAGCUUCUGUCCGCAGGUGGCGCGCCCGCUCGUGGGGCCCCUGGCACUCGGCUCCCCACAAUAUGGAUCAAGUGCAAUACUCGGCCCGCCGGCUUCCCGCUGCCCCAGCCCGGCAAGCUCACGCAAUAACCAGCCUGGCCCCUGCCCACGCGUUCGAGUGACCUCCUUUGGGCACCCAGGGGCGGGCUUCACGACCAAGCCGGCGAGGGGGCGAGGCUGGGUCCCCGCCGUCGCCAUGAAUGUACUGACAGCCGAGGCAGCAGCGGCCCCCACGCCCCAUUAA